This is a messenger RNA of Camponotus floridanus (Florida carpenter ant), 1035 nucleotides long. RefSeq names its product myosuppressin (gene Ms). The coding region runs from base 367 to 651 and encodes 94 amino acids. The transcript is spliced from 3 exons. NCBI's taxonomy places the organism in Eukaryota, Metazoa, Arthropoda, Insecta, Hymenoptera, Formicidae. The record is from RefSeq and is a predicted model, not a curated record.
GUCGUACGGUAUCGCCCGGGACCUCUCUCGCCGGCGGCCACCCCUCGUGUCACUCGCAACUCUUCGUCCUCUUCAUCUGAGGAUCGUCGCCGUAACCAUUCGUGCCCGCAUCCAUCCCGUCGCCGUGCGAUUCCGCGAUUCCUUUAGCGUCAAAACGGAUCGAACCGAAAUUUGUCAUUUGAAAUUUGCAAUUUGAACCGUUCCCGUUCCACUCGCGAUUUCCUUCCUCUUAUAGCGCGUCUUCGCGUAAUAAAAGGAACUCUAGGGGUGAACGCGCGCGACGAAGCUGUUAAUCUCGCUCUUUCUGACUGUCUUCUCGACCGCGACGACACUCUCCACUAUCGUUGCGCUCUCGCCAGCUUAAAAAUGAUGAGCCCAACGUUGAUGAUUCUCAUAUCUAUAACGACCAUGGCAAUUCUAUCCGGUGAAUCUUUCGGCGCGAUGCCCGCUCAGUGCAAUUCAGAAUUUCUUGAGGAGCUUCCACCUAGAUUGCGUAAAAUCUGUGUCGCUAUCGCCAGAAUAUGGGAUGCCAGAGAAAUGAAUGAUUUCGUUGACGACAGAGAAUAUCGAGAGAACUUGCCCCGUUAUGACAGCAGUGUCAAGAGGCAAGACGUCGAUCAUGUUUUCUUGCGCUUCGGAAAACGACGUUAAAAACGAUGGCCUGCUCUGUAUUCGCACAAGCGAUAAACGAUCUCAAGUUCUCUUUCGUUUUCAGUUAUCGUCAUCGACUCAUAAGACAUUUGGCGAAUGUAAAAAAAAGAAAGAAUUUACAAUCAUACGUACGCGCUAAAAGAUGAAAUUAUCUGAUCCCGAUUAUUAACGUUAAUAUUCUCCUUGAUAAUCUUCUUUUUUUUUGCUGUAUAUAAAAAAGGAAUUGGUUUCUUCGAGCAUUAUAGUAUUGAAUCAAAAGUAAGUAUGUUUUGGAUUUUAAGAGUUUUAAUGCAAUUUUAUGUUCUUUGUUUAUUCGACAAAAAUGUAUUUGAUACAUUUAUAGAGAAAUCUUAAUUAAAUGUUUUAUAUCUUAACAUAUCUAUU